This is a messenger RNA of Ictalurus furcatus (blue catfish), 6271 nucleotides long. It is a transcript of the gene dpyda.1, whose product is annotated as dihydropyrimidine dehydrogenase a, tandem duplicate 1. The transcript has 20 exons. NCBI's taxonomy places the organism in Eukaryota, Metazoa, Chordata, Actinopteri, Siluriformes, Ictaluridae. Gene Ontology annotation, cellular component: cytosol; cytoplasm. The coding region runs from base 1420 to 4119 and encodes 899 amino acids. Gene Ontology annotation, molecular function: dihydropyrimidine dehydrogenase (NADP+) activity; uracil binding; NADP binding. Gene Ontology annotation, biological process: uracil catabolic process; thymine catabolic process. The record is from RefSeq and is a predicted model, not a curated record.
CCUUGUCAGAAGAGCUGCCCCACUAAUCUCGACAUCAAGGCUUUUAUCACCAGCAUCUCUAACAAGCAGUCCUCAGUAAUAAAAUAUCCUGAAGCAGAACUGAGUUUAGAGGUGCGCACCAGGAUUGCGGGACACAGCAAUAAUGUUGGAGUCAGUUUUUAUUCUUGUGCGCAACAAAGAAAGGCCACAUUUAUUAACCUAAAGUGUAUCGGAUGCAGAAGCUUGCUUACACGGUUUAUUCAUUCAUCAUCAGUAACUGCUUCAUCUGGAUUUGUUUAUAUUUGGGGAAUUAUUAUGGGUGCAUACUAACCAAAAAAAUAAGUGUGGGAGAGAGGGUGGGAUUGGGAUUAAGAGUUGGUUACACACACACACACACACACACACACACACACACACACACACACACACACACACGCACGCACACACACACUGUCUCAGUUCACCAUUCAAAACAAAAGUUUUACAAAACUGUGAAUGUACUAAUUUAACAUUACAUCGCUUAAGGGUUUCUACUUUUAUUUUAAUUGUCAUAUUAAAUCCCAAAUAGCCCCAAGAAUGUUUCUGUUUAGUAACAAAAUUAAUAAAUUAUUACCCUUCUAUUUUUUCAUAUCUUGAAUUUCAUUAUUUAAAAGAAAGCGAAUGGUGUGAAAGGAUUUCAUCCUAUUUCUUCAGCUAAGCUUGAUGAUUUCGGCAGUGUAGGAAUAUCUGUGUUGAACUCUUUCAUUAUUAGACGGAUAAAUAUUUAUUUAAAAUAUUUUUAUUCUGGCAAAGAGGGACAUUUGACAUUUUAGAAAUUUACAGAAAGCAGACGAACCCCCUACGUUGAACCGUAGGCUUUAAUAAAGUUUUAUUUUAUUUUAGUUUUUUUUUAAUGUAAUGCCACUAAAGCUUUGAACAAAAUGGUUUGUCAUUCGCACACUUGACCUUCACAAUCUUUUGAGAAAUGCAGCGUUUCAGGUCUCUUACUGGCUUCGCACUGCACAUUUAGCCAUCAGUCAACCAUUAAAGCUCAAGAUCAACUUAUAUAAUGAACAUGAAAUAGCCCUUGGAAAAUGCUCUUGCUAAAUGCCACCUGGAACCCACUGUUAUUCAGUAAAGCCUGGUGCCUUUCAAUGCAUUUUGUCAAAUUUCAAAAACACAUUUUAGUCAGCUUUGAUUCAAGGCCGUCUAAGGGCAGUGCUAUUUCUUUAUUUUGCUACCUUUUAAUAUGUCUGAACACUAUAGUUGCUGUUCUUCUACUGUAUUAGAAAUCCUCUACUGACAAUGCAGCAUUCUUGAUGAUUUCACGGCAUGCAACGUUUUCACAGACCUGAGUUGGUGUGUUUGUUCUGCACGAGUGUUCAUCUGCUUAUUCUGUAGAACUAUUACGGGGCAGCGAGGGCGAUCCUGUCAGACAACCCGCUGGGCCUGACAUGUGGGAUGGUGUGUCCCACCUCAGACCUGUGUGUGGGUGGCUGUAACCUCUACGCCUCGGAGGAAGGGCCCAUCAACAUUGGAGGACUGCAGCAGUUUGCUGUUGAGGUGUUCAGUAAGAUGGGCAUUCCUCAGGUGAGGAUGCCUGACCUUCCUCCUCCUGAGCAGAUGCCUGAGAGCUACCACUCGAAGAUCGCUCUGAUCGGCUGCGGCCCCGCCAGCAUCAGCUGCGCCUCGUUCCUCACCCGUCUCGGUUACAGUAACAUCACCAUUUUUGAGAAGGAGAAGUAUGCCGGUGGACUGAGCUCUUCAGAAAUCCCUCAGUUCCGCCUGCCCUAUGAGGUGGUGCAGUUUGAGCUGGACUUGAUGAAAGACCUGGGAGUGAAGAUCGUCUGCGGGAAAGGACUAGGCCAAGAUGGAAUGACACUUCAGUCACUGAAAGAGCAGGGAUACAAAGCUGUCUUCAUUGGAAUUGGUCUACCUCAAGGUAACAGGCACAAAAUGUUUGAAGGCCUCACCAUGGAGCAGGGAUUUUAUACCUCCAAGGAUUUUCUCCCACUAGUUGCCAAGGCCAGCAAACUAGGGAUGUGCAGCUGCCGCUCAGCGCUGCCUCGGCUCAAUGGCUCUGUGAUUGUCCUGGGCGCAGGAGACACCGCCUUUGACUGUGCCACCUCUGCCCUGCGCUGUGGCGCACGCCGGGUCUAUGUGGUGUUCAGACGUGGCUUCACCAACAUCCGUGCAGUCCCUGAAGAGAUGGAACUGGCUAAGGAAGAGAAGUGUGAAUUCCUGCCUUUCCUGUCACCAAGAGAGGUUAUACUGAAGAAGGGCCUUGUGCACGCCGUGGAGUUCUGCCGUACGGAGCAAACCGAGACGGGCAAAUGGGUCGAGGACCAUGAGCAGAUCGUACGUCUCAAAGCUGACUUCAUCAUCAGUGCUUUCGGCUCUGUGCUGAAUGACCAUAAAGUGAAAGAGGCCAUGGCUCCCAUCAGGUUAAACAGAUGGGGGCUUCCUGAGCUGAACGUGGAGAGCAUGCAGUGCAGUGAGCCAUGGGUGUUUGCCGGGGGCGACGUAACCGGCUUCGCCAACACCUCUGUGGAGUCAGUCAACGAUGGCAAGCAGGCCUCCUGGCACAUCCACAAAUACUUACAGGCCAUCCAUGGGCAAACGGUUAGCAGUGAGCCACGACUGCCUCUCUUCUACUCGCCCAUCGACACCGUGGACAUCAGCGUGGAAGUGUGUGGGAUCAAAUUCCCAAACCCAUUUGGCCUGGCCAGUGCUCCACCCACCACCAGCGCUACAAUGAUACGCAGAGCCUUUGAGCAAGGCUGGGGCUUUGCCCUCACCAAGACCUUCUCUCUUGACAAGGAUCUGGUGACCAACGUCUCUCCACGAAUCGUGCGCGGAACCACAUCAGGUCCGAUAUUUGGCCCAGGCCAGGGCUCCUUCCUCAACAUCGAGCUCAUCAGUGAGAAAGCUGCAGCCUACUGGUGCCAGAGUGUGUCCGAGCUUAAGGCAGACUUCCCUCACAAUAUUAUCAUUUCCAGCAUAAUGUGCAGCUACAACAAAGCUGAUUGGACUGAGCUUGCCAAAAUGGCAGAGGCUUCUGGAGCUGAUGCCCUGGAGCUGAAUUUAUCCUGCCCUCAUGGAAUGGGAGAGAGGGGUAUGGGACUCGCCUGCGGGCAGGAUCCAGAGCUGGUGCGGAACAUCUGCCGCUGGGUACGACAAGCUGUCACGAUCCCUUUCUUUGCCAAGCUGACCCCUAAUGUCACCGACAUUGUGGAUAUUGCCAAGGCUGCACAUGAAGGUGGUGCAGAUGGUGUCACCGCCACCAACACGGUCUCAGGCCUGAUGGGACUGAAGGCAGACGGCUCUCCCUGGCCUUGCAUCGGCCGAGACAAGCGCACCACAUAUGGCGGCGUGUCUGGCAAUGCCAUUCGUCCCAUUGCCCUGCGUGCCGUGUCAGUCAUAGCCAGGGCACUCCCUGGUUUUCCCAUCUUGGCCACUGGGGGCAUUGACUCUGCUGAAUCUGGCCUACAGUUCCUCCAUGCCGGUGCCUCAGUACUACAGGUCUGCAGUGCUGUACAGAAUCAGGAUUUCACAGUGAUAGAGGACUACUGCAUGGGACUGAAAGCUCUGCUCUAUCUGAAGAGCAUUGAGGAGCUGUGGGACUGGGAUGGUCAGUCUCCCCCCACAGUCCGCCACCAAAAUGGCAAACCUGUGCCCACUCUGCAAGAGCUGUUAGGGAAGAAAUUGCCAAAUUUUGGUCCAUAUCUUGAGGAGAGGAAGCUGGCCAUAGCAAACUACAAAAAAAAGCUAACAGAUCUCAAAGACAACACACCUCCUUCCAGAGGCUCACGAAUUAACACCCCUAAAAAACCUGUGCCAGCUGUUAAGGAUGUAAUAGCUCGAGCUCUGAGGCACAUCGGCGCAUACCAGGAGCUGAACAACCAGGAGCAAGUGCAGGCUCUCAUAGAUGAAGAGAUGUGCAUCAACUGUGGAAAGUGUUACAUGACCUGCAACGACUCUGGAUACCAGGCCAUUACAUUUGACCCUGAGACCCAUUUGCCUGUGGUUCAGGACAGCUGCACCGGCUGCACUCUCUGCCUCAGUGUCUGUCCCAUCAUCGACUGUAUCCAAAUGGUUACCAGGACAACGCCCUAUGUGCCAAACAGAGGUCUCCCUCAAGCCAUCAUGCCUGUAUGCUGAAUGAAAGAAGAGAAAGAGACAGGAAAGCGAGAGAGCGUGAGGAAGAAUAAUGAAAAAAAAAGAAAUCACCAAAUGUCUACAUCAGAGCAUUGAUUUCAGUACAUAAUUGCAGGGUGAAAAAUGACCUUUGUUGUAUGGGAGGGGGGAGCAAAUAAUUAGUUUUGAGAAAUAAUUGCCUUAUAUUCUGAAGCCAAUUAUCCAGAAAUAAUCGCACAGGCAAAAAAUACUUGCGUUAUUUCAAAACAAUAGCAGGGCAACAUGUUGUUGUGGAGUUCAUUCGCUUUUUUUCGUCUGGGAUGUGCUAAUGAGAAUGAAGAGGGACAAUUCAAAUAAUGGAUGUUCAUGAUGAUGCAGGGAGCCCAUGCCACCACUGCAUGCUGUGUCUCCCAGCAAAACAUAAUGACAGCACAUCCUGUAAGCUCACUGGUCAAAUGAGACAUCAUUCGAACAGGAAAUCAUCACAUAUACAAGUGGUAGUAAGAAAGACAGAUAAAUAUUGAAUAAUGUGGUGUGUGAACAUUUAGAAUAUAUAUAAUCACAUACAUUUUGUUGUCUUUUGGUUUUAGUUGUACACUAACACGGAGAAAUGUUCAAACAAGCGCAGCUCCUUUUGAAGCUUUGAUUAGUAAGUGGUUAUUCUGAGAGCCAGCCUGCUCAUGUUGUACUGUGAACGCCAUGUAGAAAGGUCACCGUUGACUGGUUCCCGAUCAUUAGAUAUGAACACUAGCUGUGAUUCAUUCUAGACCCUAAAGGUCACCUCUGACCACUUCUAUCUCAAUAAAUCCUCACUGCUCCAGGUUGUGGGGUUUCAUGCAACUGUUCCAUGUCAGCACUACAAAAUGUUACUGCACAAGAACAGGAUGUGUCAAUGAGCUGUCACAAGGAAGGGCUGUGAGAGUUAUUUCAUUAAUGUAUCCUGUUGCAAACAGAGUGACACAGUAUUUCAGAUUAUAUCUGUAUUACAGAAGAUAAAUUAGAAUGUGACAAUUGAAAUUUGACUACUAAUUAAAUAAUUUUUUAAUCAUCCCACGUUUCUCUGUAUUAACAUUAAUAAAAAAGUAUUUAUCACAAUGAUGCUGAUGUCAUGGACAUUGCUUUGGUUUUCAGUUUGAGAAAGUCACGUGUAUCAUAUGUAUUUAUUUUGCAUUAUAGUAGGAAAUUAUCACCAGCACAGUGUUAACAGAGAUUAACGGAGGUUAAUGAUUUCAUCCAGCAAAUCUGCAACAAAUACAGAGCAUUUAAAAAUUCUCCUCAGAGAAUAAAUUUUGCCAUUAUUGUAGGUACACAAAAAAAUUACUGAAAUGAGAUUUACUCAAGAAAAGUGUGGUAACAAUGUUCACACCUAUUGUCUUAGUAAAUUUAAAGCUGUAGUACUGACAUUGUGCCUCUCUAUCGCCAUCUCUGUUUAACGUGGGUUACGCUUCAGCACUGCUCCUCUGCCCAGAUGAAUCUGAUGUUUUGAAAUGAUGAUUUGAAAUGUUCCUAUGGAUUGUAUAUUAGCUCCAUUUCUUGACAACUAAUAAGUGGAAUUUACCACACUGACCAUAGCAAAACAAAAUAACAAAAAAAAAAAAAAACACACAACAUAGGAAACUCGACACCUAACUGAAUCAAGCGAACAAGUGCGCUAAUAUUUGCUAGCUACUUAUUGAGCCUCUGAAAUGUCUUACCUGUCCAGCAGAAAAAAAGCCAUCUCUGAGUCAGCCUUCAAUCCCUUCAGAUCUCUGAGUUUUCGCCACCUCUCAAAAGCCAUGCCGAUAUUUAUUCUCGUUUUAGCACGGGCUCUGUUGCUUUCCCUUUUUGACUGUUUCUUGGUUUUGCCAACAGCUGAUUCAACAUGCAGUUUUGCAGUCGGGUCUCCUUUGAACAGUGGACUAGUUCAACAAAAAGACUUCAUAUAAAACCAUAAUGAACUUUCUUUUACUUUUUACAAGAUGAAGUCGGGUUCCCUUCUGAUUCUGGUUCUUCUUAAAGUUUCUUCUUCAUAUCAUCUUAGGGAGUUUUUCCUUGCCACCGUUGCCACCGGCUUGCUCAAUUGGGAUACAUACACACAUUUAGAAUCUGUAUCCCGUGUUUAUAUGUUUCUGUAAAGAUGCUUUGAGACAAUGUCCAUUGUAAAAAGCACUAUACAAAUAAAAUUGAAUUGAAUUGA